CGUUAUGGCUUCCUUGCAGCUGCUGUUGUGGGGAGUUCUGCUGGGCAGCUCCCUCCUGCACCCUGGCUCUGCUCUCAUCAGGAUCGCAUUAAAGAAAUUUCCUUCUAUCCGGCACACCUUGACUGAAGCUGGUGGGGAUGCGAAGGAAUUACUGGGAAAUGGGAUGCCUUUGAAAUAUUCCACUGGAUUCCCUCCCAAUGGGAAAGCCACACCCGAGGCUCUAAUGAAUUACUUGGAUGCUCAGUACUAUGGCGAGAUUGGCAUUGGCACACCUCCCCAAACCUUCACAGUUGUGUUCGACACAGGAUCCUCCAACCUCUGGGUGCCUUCAGUCCACUGCUCUAUGUUUGAUAUUGCUUGUUGGAUGCACCAUAAGUAUGAUUCUUCCAAAUCCUCCACAUACGUGAAGAAUGGCACAGAGUUUGCUAUCCAGUAUGGCACUGGGAGCCUCUCUGGAUACUUGAGUAAAGACACUGUAACGAUCGGAAACCUGGGCAUAAAGGAGCAGCUUUUUGGAGAAGCUAUAAAGCAGCCUGGUGUCACCUUCAUUGCUGCCAAGUUCGAUGGCAUCUUGGGCAUGGCUUACCCCAUAAUCUCUGUGGACGGGGUCAGUCCUGUGUUUGACAACAUCAUGGCUCAAAAGCUGGUGGAGUCCAACGUCUUCUCUUUUUACUUGAACCGAAAUCCAGACACGCAACCUGGGGGAGAGCUGCUUCUAGGAGGCACAGACCCCAAAUACUACACUGGAGAUUUUCACUAUUUGAACGUGACUCGUAAGGCAUACUGGCAGAUUCACAUGGACCAGUUGGGAGUUGGGGAUCAGCUGACACUGUGCAAGGGGGGCUGUGAGGCUAUUGUGGACACCGGGACUUCAUUGAUCACUGGUCCUUUGGAGGAAGUGACAGCCCUACAGAAAGCUAUCGGUGCCGUCCCGUUAAUCCAGGGACAGUAUAUGGUGCAGUGUGAUAAGAUCCCCACGUUGCCUGUUAUCAGCCUGACACUCGGGGGACAGGUUUACACCCUGACAGGGGAGCAGUAUAUAAUGAAGGUAUCCCAACGGGGCAGUACCAUCUGCCUCAGUGGCUUCAUGGGUCUUAACAUCCCUCCUCCUGCCGGACCCCUCUGGAUACUUGGAGACGUUUUCAUUGGCCAGUAUUACAGCGUCUUUGAUCGUGCUAAUGACCGCGUUGGAUUUGCUAAGUCUAAGUGAUGUUCUCCCCCUUAUAUAAUGCUUUCAGUGCAAUAGCUACUCCUGCCAGACUACUGCAAUCAUUAAAGGAUAAGUAAACCUUUAAAAUAAGUGAAUGUAAAAUUGAUGAGGGCGGCUAUUCUAAGCACUUUAGGGAUACAUGUACUGUUAAUAUGAACACAUUUUGUUACAACAGCGCCACCUGCUGGUCAGUUUCCCACCAGUCUGACCACCAAGUAGUCAAGUAAGUUGUCAGGCGAAAGUAAGAGGCUGCUCUGAUCUGCUUAGGAAUAAAAACAAAAUAAAAAAUGAAUGUACAUUGCAAAAGUUCUUAGAACAGCACCUUCAUCAAUUUUACAUUCACUUGUUUUAAAGGUUUACUUCUCCUUUAACCUGUUCUCCUGACUACAGAGCCCCCAAGCACCGGUCCAGCCAGCCACCAAAUUCAUAUGUUUUAUUGAUCCAUACAAAAUCGACUUGAUUAACACUGAGGGCAAGGUACUGCUCUGAUACUUGUGAAGUCUUAGCCAACCAGCUAUUGCACAAAUACUUCCUGUACUGAAAUAUUUAACCCCUACGUUCCAACAAGUCUGAGAGCAGUGCAUGCCAAACCACUCUGGGAGAGAAGGUACCAACUGAGACCGCUGUACAAUCAUGAGCAAGAUCAUCCGGCUCGUUGGUACUGGUUACAUUUAAAGGGCAAGUAAUGCCUAAAUGCACAUGUAAAUUAAAGUUAUACUGUCAUGGGAAAAA
Xenopus laevis (African clawed frog) is the source of this 1942-nucleotide messenger RNA. RefSeq names its product MGC82347 protein. The record is from RefSeq and is marked provisional. Lineage: Eukaryota; Metazoa; Chordata; Amphibia; Anura; Pipidae.